CAACUGCCGGUUCUCGGCAGUACUUUCCUCAUUUGAUCUGACAGCGUGAGGAAAGUGCAGCCGAGAACCGGCACUUGCAUUUUCCUGUGAUCAGCGUGUCAUUGGACACCGCUGAUCACGUGGUAAAAGGCCGGUGGGAUCGGCCUUUCACCACAUCUCGUGAUCAGCUGUGUCCGGCACUGAUGAUCAGUGCCCUGAUGAUCGGUGCCCACCAGUGCCACCCCACAGUUCCGCCCACCUGUGGGCCAGCAGUGCCACCCACCAGUGCAGCCCAGCAGUGCUGCCUAUCAGUCAAUCAGUGCUGCCUCAUCAACGCACAUCAG
Staurois parvus is the source of this 323-nucleotide messenger RNA. The record is from the annotation of a GenBank genome assembly. NCBI's taxonomy places the organism in Eukaryota, Metazoa, Chordata, Amphibia, Anura, Ranidae.